AUGCGUGCCCCUCACGGGACUUACGCGCGGAUUGCACCGCGAAGUGGAUUAGCGGUAAAAGGAAUUGAUAUUGGCGCUGGAGUUGUCGACCGUGAUUAUACCGGAGAAAAACUACGCAAGGAUGGAUAUGGAAAUACCGUGAACGACUCUUAUCCCUCCUGGAAAAUUCGCUCUAUCGUUCGCUGGGACCCGACAGAAGAGCUCGAUAAGUACUUGCCGACCUUGCGCCAAGCGUUCAACCCUCCUGCUGAUCGCAAGGAUCUUCACCCGCUGAACGAGUACCGUCCGACUGCGUACCGUCUCCCAUACGGACAUGAAGUCACUUUGGCGGCCCGACUCGAGAACAGCAUCUUGCUCGAUCUCGACCGUGCUCUACGAGAGAUGGCUAGAGCAGGGCACUUCCCGCAGACACAUGUGCCUGUGUGCACUGACGUUGGGGCCAACGGCUUCUGUCGUCCGUCGACGAAGCUCAAGGCCGCCGGUAAGAAGUUUGAGUCCGAUCGCUGCGCCAAGGAGCUGGACAAGCAGGACGACCUCACCUGUGUCAACCGCUGCCCUGGAGACAUCAAAUGCGCAUACAAGUUCCAGGGUUCGUGGUGGGACUAUCAGAACGAGCGCGAUGUUGGCUACAAGUCUCUUUGGGAGGAGUAUCGGAACGUCGUCGCGCAGAUCAGACACUACAUGGUUGAUGUUGGGCAUAGAGACCCUAAGGAAAAAGAAGCUGAGCGUAGCGGUGGGAAGGUCGAGGUUCCUUAUUUCGGCGCGAGGUACGGUUACAUCCUGACCGAGCAAGAAGUCGUCCUCAUCAAGCGCGUCCAAGACACCCAAGGUUUUAAUACGCUUCACGCCACUGACGGCAUUCCUCUGCGCACCGUUCGGGGACAGCGCAUGAACGGUAUGGUCGCGCUUCUGUUUAUUCACCUACUUGCUGCGUCCAUUCAUGAGUGGUGGAUAGAGAACGGUAGGAAUGACCAUUAA
Molecule: messenger RNA, 978 nt
Organism: Phanerochaete carnosa HHB-10118-sp
Lineage: Eukaryota; Fungi; Basidiomycota; Agaricomycetes; Polyporales; Phanerochaetaceae
Exons: 2
Coding region: 1-978 (325 amino acids)
Source: RefSeq, a predicted model, not a curated record